Drosophila takahashii is the source of this 1410-nucleotide messenger RNA. RefSeq lists its product as uncharacterized. The record is from RefSeq and is a predicted model, not a curated record. Gene Ontology annotation, molecular function: peptidyl-prolyl cis-trans isomerase activity; protein binding. Gene Ontology annotation, cellular component: cytosol; nucleus. NCBI's taxonomy places the organism in Eukaryota, Metazoa, Arthropoda, Insecta, Diptera, Drosophilidae.
UCAAAUGUUAAAAUAAUCUAGAAAGCAAUGAUUAGUUUUUCUAAAUAUAAUACAACUUCAACUUCACAACAACAUCACCUCGUUAUAGUACUAAGGAGUUGGAAAUCAUAUAAAUACCUAUACUUUAUAUUUUUGGUUAAGCCAUGAGUUCUGAAAAUUCUGAGCUGUUCGAUUGGCCUUCAGGAAGAUUCGAUAAGAGUAAAAUAGAUGAUGUGGGAAAUGGAGAUAGCGAUUUUUCUGAUACAUCUUGGGAUUGUUUCGGCGACCGCAAAAGUCUUGAUUGGAGUGAUAUAGUUGACAGCGAUCCCUAUGUUGGCAUUAAUGUGGACAGCGAGUCAUCGUCCGAAACUGGCUGCCAAUGCUAUCCUAGGAAGUAUAAUAAGUUACCUGUUGGCUGGAUAGAACGCAUGGCACCCAGAACUAAGGAGUGCUAUUUCUAUGACAAAAGUACCCGUAAGGUAUAUUUCACAUUGCCUCCGAAGGACAGCAGAGAAGCUGAGAGAGUCGGCUGGAAUGGCAUUGCCGAAAACUGCUGUGAAUGCAAUUACCGAUGCACUGUUCGAUGCAGCCACUUAUUGGUAAAGCACAGUGAAUCCGAUAGAUGUAGCUCGUACCGUAAACGGGUGGUGAACAGAACUAAGGAAGAAGCCCUAGGCAAAAUUUCGCAAGCCCGGGAUCUAAUAACAACCGGCAAAAUAGGGUUUGCUGAAUUGGCUAGAGCGAUCUCAGACUGCUGUUCCGCUCGACAUGGCGGUGACCUGGGCGCCUUUAAACUUACGCAAACGUCUUAUGGCUUCGAGAAAAAAGUUUUGCGCCUUGGGAUGAAUGAGCUCUCUGAUAUUUUUGAGACGACGGCUGGAUAUCACAUUUUGUUGCGGACGCCGGUUGAAAAGGGGGAUAGUGACUCCAGGAAAAAUCACAGGCAUUUUGAAAAAUUAGACGAUUUUAUCGAAAAAGAGGAGUGUGAAACCCACAUAAACACAAACAAAUAUUUUCCUAGCUAUCUGAAGAAACCGGAGACCGACAUAUGCAAUUUGCUCGGACAGGAACCUAAAAUCCAUGAAUUGGAAAGUGAGUCCAGUGGCUCCAGUAGUGACUUAUCCACAGAUAGUCCAUGCUUUUGCAUGCCUUUUGUGUCCCAGACCUCAGCGAAGGGCAGCAAUUUAAGAAUGUACACUUCUCUGUCCCAUCCCACAGACAAAAGUAGCAAAUUCAGAUUCUACAUUCAACAGAAACGUACAUUAAGAAGGAAAAUGAUUCAGGAAAAGUUUGAUGAGGACAUGUACCUUGGAAAGUCCUUCAAAUUAAUAGAAAUUAAUGCUCUGGGAAAGAGUGUCAUUAAACUUCGAGAAAUGGAAAAGAUUUCUUAAUCAAUCAACGGAAUGUAAGACACUUUAUAUAAACCUCUAC